This is a messenger RNA of Trypanosoma grayi, 1542 nucleotides long. Its product is annotated as putative NADH dehydrogenase. The transcript has a single exon. The coding region runs from base 1 to 1542 and encodes 513 amino acids. Gene Ontology annotation, molecular function: NADH dehydrogenase activity. Lineage: Eukaryota; Euglenozoa; Kinetoplastea; Trypanosomatida; Trypanosomatidae. The record is from RefSeq and is a predicted model, not a curated record.
AUGUUCUCUUGCACUCGUGCUUCUCUCCGACCUAAUGUAGUGGUGGUUGGCACAGGCUGGGCUGGUGCAUACUUCACAAAACACGUGGAUCCCAAUCUGGCUAACAUACAGGUUCUUUCUCUCCGCAACCACCACGUGUUUACGCCUCUGCUGCCGCAAACAACGACAGGUACAUUGGAGUUCCGAGCAGUGUGUGAGCCCAUUUCACGCAUUCAGCCUGCGCUCGCGCAUCUCCCUAACCGUUUUUACCGCUGCCUUGUGCACAGUGUCGAUUUUGAGGAAAAGGAGGUGAACUGUGUCGGCGUUGGAGUCGUUGAUGCGAGCUCCAAUGUUCCUGUACAGAACUUCAAGGUGAAGUACGACAAACUAGUCUUGGCUCACGGCGCCCGGCCAAAUACUUUCAAUGUACCAGGUGUUCUGGACAACGCUUUCUUUCUUCGCGAGGUAAAUGAGGCUCGUGGCAUUCGAAAGCGCUUGGUGCAAAACAUCAUGGCGGCUGACUUACCUACAACCAGCCUGGAGGAGGCUAAGCGUCUGUUGCACACCGUUGUUGUUGGCGGAGGGCCCAUAGGCAUUGAAUUUGCCGCCACACUUGCUGACUUUCUUCGCCAAGACGUGAGCAAGGUUAAUCACAGUCUUUUGCCAUACUGCAAGGUGACUGUGCUCGAGGCAGGUGAAGUGCUUGGAACGUUUGAUCUGCGUGUGCGGGAAUGGGGGAUGCGACGCCUCGAUACGCUUGGUGUACGCAUCGUGAAGGGCGCCGUGGUCGCUGUCAACGAGAAGGAGGUGAUCGCGAAGGACGGCUCGGUUUAUCCCACUGGUCUGGUGGUGUGGGGCACCGGUGUCGGUCCUUCCGCCCUCACCAAAGACUUGAAUGUGGACCGCACCUCUCGUGGUCGCAUUUCCAUUGAUGACCAUCUGCGUGUAUUGUGGAAGGGGAAACCCAUCCCAGACGCUUAUGCGAUAGGGGACUGCGCGGCGAAUGAGACACUCCCGCUGCCGACACUGGCUGCCGUUGCGUCGCGGCAGGGAAUUUACCUCGCAAAGAAGGUAAAUAGGGAGUUGACAAACAAGCCAUCGGAUGAACCGUUCGAGUACAAGAGUCUCGGUUCCAUGGUGAACCUUGGUGACACCGCCGCCGUUGUGGAGCUUAAUGUUCCGAAGAAAAUUGACUUUGUAGGCUUCAAGGCGUUGUGCUUCUGGCGCAGUGCGUACUUCAGCAUUCUGGGCUCGUGGCGCAACAAACUCUACGUGCUGGUGAACUGGGUGGGCAGCGCGGUGUUUGGGCGUGACACCACGUACAUUGGCGACCUAAGCGAGGACCGCGUUUGGCGCACGUUGGCAGCGGAGGAGGUGUCACGCGAGCGGGCCCGCAAGAAGGCCUUUGCGAAACUCAAGACGCUGGAAGCACAAGCAACAAUCACUGCGGAGGCGCUCGAGGAGGGGGCGGAGGCUGGCUACAUCAAGCGCAAGACCGGAAAGCCGGAGGAGGGGGCGGCGGAUACCGAAAAGAAGGGGGACAACACUACCAAGACGCCCUGA